Cynara cardunculus var. scolymus (artichoke) is the source of this 4053-nucleotide messenger RNA. Its product is annotated as TMV resistance protein N-like. NCBI's taxonomy places the organism in Eukaryota, Viridiplantae, Streptophyta, Magnoliopsida, Asterales, Asteraceae. The transcript is spliced from 11 exons. The record is from RefSeq and is a predicted model, not a curated record. Gene Ontology annotation, biological process: defense response; signal transduction. Gene Ontology annotation, molecular function: ADP binding. The coding region runs from base 1 to 4053 and encodes 1350 amino acids.
AUGGCUUCUAGUUCUUUCUCUAGUAUCAUGGCUUCUCAAGAUGCUAAGAGUWGCAACUAUGAUGUCUAUCUAAGUUUUAGAGGCAAAGAUACUCGUUAUUCUUUUACAGACCAUCUUUACAACUCACUAAAACAAGCUGGAAUUCAUGCUUUUAGGGAUAGUGAUGAUAUUGAUAGAGGUGAAGAACUAAAGCCGGAAAUCAAGAAAGCAAUCAAAGCAUCAAAGGCUUCAAUAAUUGUGAUCUCAAAAAACUAUGCAACUUCUACAUGGUGCCUUGAUGAGCUUUCGUUGAUUCUCUUGCAAAGGAGUGAGACCAAUCAUUUUGUCCUACCAGUUUUUUAUCAUGUUAACCCCACAGAUGUGAGGAAUCAAAAUAAAUCUUUCCAUAUAAAAGUUAAAACAUCUCCAAGGUGGACAUAUGAUAACGUGAAACGAUGGAAGAUAGCCCUCAGGAAGGUUGCUAAUAUCACUGGUUUGAUUCUUUCUGGGCAUGAGGUGGAGUUUUUGAAAGAUAUUGUUGAUACUGUUUACAAUAAACUUGAUCGCAGACAAAUUUAUCUUCCACCCAAUCUAAUUGGGAUGGAUGCUCGAUUUCAAGAGAUCAAUUCUUGGUUAUUACAACCCCAUGCCAACUUUUUAGCAAUUUGUGGCAUGGGAGGAAGUGGCAAGUYGACAUUGGCCCAGUACAUUGUCUAUUCCAAUUGGCAAAACUUUGAGAACAUCAGUAUUGUUGAAUGCAUUGGUAGUAGAUGUAAAGAAAGGCAUGAUUUGCUUGAGGUACAAGAAGAACUUCUCAAAGAUAUAUUAGGGGGAAAGAACAGAAGAAUACCAAGUGUUUGUCAGGGUACGUAUAAGAUUGAAGAAGUCUUACGAACAAAGAAGGCACUAAUUGUUCUCGAUGACAUCGUUGAAUCGAGCCAAUUGGUAACUUUACUUGGAACUGGGAAUAUUAACAAAGCAAGCAAGAUUAUAAUAACAACUAGAGACCAUAACAUAGGUACAUGGUUAAAGUCCAAAUAUUCUAGGAGGUAUCAUAAGUACARAAUGAAAUUGUUGGAUGAUGGCGAGUCACUAGAGCUUUUAAGUCUUCAUGCCUUUGGAUCCAAAAUUCCUGAGAUACAAUACGAGGAGUUUGCAAAAAAGGUAGUACARUAUUGUAAAGGGCAUCCGUUGGCUCUUGAAGUUUGGGGUUCCUCUAUGUCAGAACAUAAUAGCUUCUCAUCUUGGAGAAGUGCACUAAAUUUACUGGAAAAAGAUACUCCUCACARUAUUUACAGUGUACUUAAAAGGAGCUAUGACCUGUUACCAUUUAACUCUGACAGAGAAUUGUUUUUGCAUAUUGCUUGUUUCUUUGUUGGCAUGGACAAGGAUUAUGUGGUAACCAUAUUAGAGCCUGAUUACUCUGCAGAAUCUAGAAUCGAAACCCUGACCAAGAGAAGCCUUCUUUAUGUUACACCAAACAAUAAACUGAUGAUGCAUAUAUUGCUUCAAGAUAUGGGAAGAAGCAUAGUCAAACAAGAAUCACAGGUAAUUGCAGAACGUAGUAGAGUUUGGCGCAAUGAGGACUCAUAUGAAAUGUUGAGAAAUGGAAAGAGAGCAAGAAGAAUGAGAGGUUUGGCACUUGACAUUCAUAUGCUGAUGGAAAAGGAAGGGUUCAAUAAUGAACUCAUAAGGAAAUAUAUAAAAGAGUUGCAGCUAUGUUUUUUGCCUUAUCAACUUCAAGAGAUGGAUCAACUAGAAUUGCUCCAGAUCAAUUUUGUGCAAUUCCAACAAUUCACCAGGGAUUUUGCUAAAAAUUUAAGAUGGCUCUGUUGGGUUGGAUUCAACGAAAGAUCCAUGCCUGCCCACCUAUGCAUGGGAAACAUGGUCGCUUUAGAUAUGAGCUAUAGCUGCUUGGAAGAAUUUGAACCACCCAUGGUUCUUCAGUCACUCAAGAUUCUAAAUCUUAAAAGCUCCAGAUACCUAAAUAGGAUUCACAACAUCUCCCGACUUCCUAAUCUUGAGAGUUUGAUUCUUUGGAACUGUCACAGGUUGCAUUGUGUUUGUAAAACCAUUAAAUACCUUACUAGUCUUGAUCUAUUGGAUAUGAGAGGGUGUGAUGAGCUGCAAAGUUCCUUUUUAUUGCCAUGCUCAUUAGUGCGUUUAUUCCUCAAGGACUGCAAUUUUGGUCAUUACAAUGAUUCUACUCUUAGUUUCAAUGAUCAUUCAUUUUUGCAAUACUUGGAUCUAGGCAACAGUAUGUUGAAAGUCCUGCCUUCUUACAAUCAUCUAAAAAAUCUUCGAAUCCUGGACUUGAGCUUGUCCUCUAGACUUGAAUCAUUAUAUCUCCCAAGUACACUGGCAGAAUUGUACAYAUAUUAUUGUACGUCACUGGAGAAGGUAACCUUUGAAUCACAUAAAUUCACAUUGCAAGAGUUUGGCUACGAAGGUUGUAUUAAUUUGUCCGAAAUUGAAGGCUUUAUAAAAUUGGUACCAAUAGCCAAAUCUGAUGAAGCAGAUUUGGGACAUAUGAAGUGGCUAAAGGAAUAUCAAGAUCAUGAGAURUGCCUGGCUGGUGAUGAUGAGCUCAUGUCAGGCACAAGUUGUCAACUCCAGAUGUUGUACGAAUUUAAUAUAAUGAGCACAUCUCUGCCAGACAUUAAGAAUCCAAAGAUGACGGCUGAGUUUACAUCAGAAUCCUCAUCGUUUUCCUUUGAUGUGCCAYUGUUUCCCCAGAACAGGAUGCUGAAAGGACUAAACGUGACUUUCAGAUAUACAAUAUCCGGUGAGGAUUUGGCAUGGUUUGCUAAAAUCAGUACGAGCAAUGGUGUUGAUUUGAUGUACAACCCCAAAGUGUUUGGUAAACCAACAGUUGGUGAAAUUGCUAUAUGGUUAAGCUAUUGGCCAAUUGGGAGCAAAUUGCAUGUUGGAGACAAAAUCAAUGUGACUAUCAUAGUGAUGAAAGGAUUGGAGAUAUGCAAGUGUGGUGCAAGCCUUGUGUACGCUGAUGAUGAAGUAAUAAAUGAGACCAUGGAAAAUAACUUAGAGUGGGUAGAAAUUCUUGGAGGGAAUUAUUCUGGAUUUCAGCUAAGCACAGGAGCGUACUAUCUUUGCCGGCGUGAUUUCUUUCRGUUAAUGGAGGUAGACACAUUGACUUCUGGUUGGCUUAGCAUUUUGGUUGGUGAUCACACCAUUGAUGAUACAGAGGUACGAGGAUGGAGAAAGACCGGUAGACCUCAACAGUCAUAUCAAUCAUUUACAGAAUUGAAAAUUAUUAGAUGUAUCGUCUAUGGUCCUCAAUCGGUAAAUUUGUUAUUAGAGGAAAUUUACAAGAUUACAGCAAGGAUGCCUAGAUCUUUGCAUGAUAAAAGUGUGGAGUUCCCUAUCAAASUAGAGGAGGCAAUAGAAUUUGCCACUACAUUAUCUAAUGAUGCACAAAAAGARGCCAUGGAUAUGUCUGAAGCAUCUGUCAUCAAGGAAACUAUGGAAUUUACAUCAACCUCAUCACUCCAGCAGAAAAUGGAAUCWACSAMACCAAAGGCUCUAUUGGAUCAACCUCUAGUUGCAUCUCGUUCCUCUAGAAGAGUGCCUUCUCCAUGGGAAGUACGCAGAAGCUACGAAGUAAACGUUAACUUGAGUUCCAAAAAAAUUGACAAUGACUACUUUCAAGAUUAUCUUUGCGACGCGUUAGAUCUAGAAAAUUUUACGAUCAAGAGAGGGCAACCAAGUCAAGCCAAAGUUUCAAUUAUUGUAUUGUCAAAAGGUUAUGCAAGUUCCAGUCGGCACCUUGAUGAACUACUGAAGAUCCUCGACGAAAGGAGGAACUCUCUACAUUUUGUUUUACCUGUAUUUUAUCAUCUUGAACCCGCAUAUAUUAUAGAGCAUGGGAAAUCGUUGUUACAGACAGUCCAAGGAGCUGCAAAAUCAAUGCAAAAUGUAGAUAUGUGGCAUGCAGCCCUCAUGGAGGUUGCUAAUAUGUCUGGCAUCAGUUUCUCUAGAUGGUCCAGGAAUGAUGAUGACAGAGCUGGUAUCAUGGAGAUUAUUAGUAUUGUGUAUCAUGCACUCAGGCCCUAG